Molecule: messenger RNA, 989 nt
Organism: Gilbertella persicaria
Lineage: Eukaryota; Fungi; Mucoromycota; Mucoromycetes; Mucorales; Choanephoraceae
Product: 14-3-3-like protein
Exons: 6
Coding region: 86-853 (255 amino acids)
Biological process (GO): signal transduction
Cellular component (GO): cytoplasm
Source: RefSeq, a predicted model, not a curated record
CUUUUUUUUCUCUUUUCUUUUUUCCUCUUCUUUAUCACUUGACAACUUUUUUUAUAUAUCUCUCUACAAAUAACACUUUUUAGCAAUGUCUACUGAACGUGAAAACAAUGUCUACAUGGCCAAGCUCGCUGAGCAAGCCGAACGUUAUGAUGAAAUGGUUUCUUUUACCAAGGACGUUGCAAAGAUGGGUGUUGAAUUAACUGUUGAAGAACGUAACCUUUUGUCUGUUGCUUACAAGAAUGUGAUUGGUGCUCGUCGUGCAUCUUGGAGAAUCGUUUCUUCUAUUGAACAAAAGGAAGAAAGUAAAGGUAACGCUUCUCAAGUUGAAAAGAUCAAGGCUUACCGCCAAAAGAUCGAAAGCGAACUUCAAGAUGUCUGUAAGGAUAUCUUGGCUGUCUUGGCUGAAAACUUGAUUCCUAAUGCUCAAGGUGGUGAAUCUAAGGUCUUCUACUACAAGAUGAUGGGUGAUUAUCAUCGUUAUCUUGCUGAAUUCCUUACCAGUGAAGCCCGUAAAGACUCUGCUACUCAAGCUCAUGAAGCUUACAAGACUGCAACAGAAAUCGCUCAAACAGAAUUGGCUCCUACUCAUCCUAUUCGUCUCGGUCUUGCCUUGAACUUCUCUGUCUUUUACUACGAAAUUCUUAACUCUCCUGACCGUGCCUGUCACUUGGCCAAGCAAGCUUUCGAUGAUGCUAUUGCUGAACUCGAUACUCUCUCUGAAGAAUCUUAUAAGGACUCUACUCUCAUCAUGCAAUUACUGAGAGAUAACUUGACUUUGUGGACUUCUGACUUGCAAGAAGAUAAUGAAAAGUCAGAUGAAGCUAAGGCUGAACCUGUUGAUGAAUCCAAAUAAACAUUUUUCUUUCUAUAAUCUUAUCUCACCUUCUACACUUAAACCCCCAUACACACAUCUCUCUCUCCCCCUUUUUUCCUUUUUUUUUAUAUUUAUAAAGUCUCCCCUCUUUUUUUUUGAUAUCAGAAAAACGAUA